UGUCUCCUUUUUGAUUAUUAUUUUUUCUUAUAUUUUUCUGAGUCGUACCUAAUUUUUCUCAGAAAAUGCCAUCGCUUCUCUUCAAUCGAGAAACACUUAUUGAUCUUUCAUGGAGAUGGAACAGCUCAGAUGCUCGAAACCCUCAAGAAGCUUCAAAUCCCUGCGGAGAUGUUCCAGGCCUUCCCCGGUGUUGCUCUGCCUCUCAUUGCUUCCGCUGUCUUAUUCCUAAAUCCUUGAUUUUUGUGAUGAUGAGCUCCUUCUUCAUCCCUGAGAUCAAUGCCUAGGGUUUCUUACUCAAUUUAUUUCCUUUGCUCGAGAUCCGGUUCCUCGCCAGUGCUUCCUCACCUCAAACAGUAAAAACCAGAUCUACGAUUUUAUCCACAAAAUUAGCGGCUUUAGAGAGAAUCUAAAGUUUCCGUUUUGCUUUUUGGUGGCCGUAGUCUUAGGUUUCUAAUGCAAGCCUGUUGCCGCGCCGAGCUGUGGGUGCUAUAGUUAUAAUAUUAAUCAAAAUGAGCUUGUGGUAGGCUCUUUGUUUGAUCAACGUCGCCAACAUGCUUAAGCAAUUUCUUAGUAGACUUCCUCGGAAGUCCUUCAAAUCUGACGCUGCUGAUACUGCUGGGAGCAAUUCUGGCAACAAUACCGCCGCUGCUGGCAAUGGAGCUAGCAAUGGGAUCCAACGUACAAAUAGUGGAAACGCUGCCUCAGGCAGAUCGAAUGCUGUCAAGAAGAUGUCUUCAGCCGUUUUUCCUGCAAGUGUCGUUGCUGGAAUAGAGCCCCUUCUAUCUUUUAAAGAUGUUCCAAAUCAAGAAAAGCAGAACUUGUUUAUUAGUAAGUUGAAUCUUUGUUGUGUGGUUUUUGACUUCAACGAUCCAAUUCAGGAUUCUGCCGAGAAAGAUCUGAAACGUCAAACUUUGUUAGAGUUGGUCGAAUUUGUUGGUUCCGGUUCUGCCAGGCUUAACGAACCUGCAAUUGCAGCGGUUUGUAAAAUGGUUGUAGCUAAUCUUUUUAGGGUUUUCCCUCCUAACUACCGGUCUAAUUCGACUGGUGGAGAAAACGAAGACGAAGAACCGAUGUUUGAUCCUGCCUGGUCUCAUUUACAAGUUGUGUAUGAUUUGCUGCUUAGGUUCAUCACUUCUUCUUCACUCGAAUCAAAGAUAGCAAAGAAGUACAUAGAUCAUUCGUUUAUUUUGAGAUUGCUUGACCUGUUUGAUUCUGAGGAUCCAAGAGAAAGAGAUUGCUUGAAGACAAUCCUGCAUAGAAUUUAUGGGAAGUUCAUGGUUCACAGGCCCUUUAUCCGGAAGGCUGUCAGCAACAUAUUUUUCCGCUUUGUCUUUGAAACAGAACGGCAUAAUGGAAUUGCUGAGCUCUUGGAAAUUCUUGGCAGUGUAAUUAGUGGGUUUGCGCUACCACUGAAGGAGGAGCAUAAAGUGUUUUUGUGGAAGGCUCUGAUUCCUCUGCACAAGCCAAAGUGUAUGGGUGUUUACCUUCAGCAAUUAUCCUAUUGCAUUACACAGUUCAUAGAGAAGGAGCCAAAGUUGGCAAGCUUGGUCAUAAAGGGGUUGUUGAGAUAUUGGCCAGUAACAAAUAGCCAGAAGGAAGUGCUGUUUUUGGGGGAGUUGGAAGAAGUUUUGGAAGUAACAAACAUGGUGGAGUUCCAGAAGAUCAUGGUCCCUUUGUUCCAUAGGAUUGGGUGCUGUCUUAACAGCUCCCAUUUCCAGGUGGCUGAGAGAGCCCUCUUCUUAUGGAACAAUGAGCACAUUGUCAGCUUAAUUUCCCACAACCGACAGGUGAUCCUGCCUCUCAUCUUCCCAGCUCUGGAGAAGAACACUAGGAACCACUGGAAUCAGUCGGUUCUGAACUUAACAGUAAAUGUAAGGAAAAUGUUUUCAGAAUUGGAUGAUGAGUUGGUCUUGACAUGCCAGAGCAAAUUUGAGGAGGAAGAAACAAAACAAAACGCAGCAGCAGAAAAGAGGAGGCUGACAUGGGAGCGUCUGGAGAACAUGGCCAGCGUCCAACCAGUGACAGGGAACACAGCAGUUCUGGUCACACAUGAAACAGCCACUAUCACCUGCUAAUUUUUAGAUAUGCAGUGUUUUUUUUCCCCAUCUUAAAUCGUAGUUCUCCUCCCUUGCUUUUCGUUUUGGUAUUGGUGCAGCGUUGUUUGACAGGAUUGUGGGGUUAGUCCUUGAAUGAAAUCUGCCAAGGCGCUGGGAUGACCCAGGAGGAUAGAAAAGGCAACCGGCAACUAGAACGCAGUCAAAUCAUCUGUAUCAAAGUUUUUUUCUUACUCCUUGAGGAUGGGUUGGUUGUAAGUUGUAAGUCUCCAGUAGAAAAUGGUCUUACCUUCUCAGGUGGAACUAUAAGAGUUGUAUCUUUUAUACCUUGCAUAGAUGUGAAUUAUAUGCACGUCAAGUGCUUAACGAGGGAUAUCGCUAUUUAAAUGUCA
Molecule: messenger RNA, 2446 nt
Organism: Nelumbo nucifera (sacred lotus)
Lineage: Eukaryota; Viridiplantae; Streptophyta; Magnoliopsida; Proteales; Nelumbonaceae
Product: serine/threonine protein phosphatase 2A 57 kDa regulatory subunit B' kappa isoform-like
Biological process (GO): signal transduction
Cellular component (GO): protein phosphatase type 2A complex
Molecular function (GO): protein phosphatase regulator activity
Source: RefSeq, a predicted model, not a curated record